Molecule: messenger RNA, 2357 nt
Organism: Seriola dumerili (greater amberjack)
Lineage: Eukaryota; Metazoa; Chordata; Actinopteri; Carangiformes; Carangidae
Gene: cunhxorf21
Product: chromosome unknown CXorf21 homolog
Exons: 2
Coding region: 181-1125 (314 amino acids)
Biological process (GO): regulation of toll-like receptor signaling pathway
Source: RefSeq, a predicted model, not a curated record
ACACUGCUCUCCAUAUAGACUUUGAAUCAAACACAGCAUGCACAUUUGGUAUGCUGCAUUGAUAGACAAUGAAAUGGUUAUAAGAAGUGCUUUUCUCUGCUGUGAUAAAGACUGUGGAAGGACAUUUGGCGCCUGAAAUCAAGUGACCAGCUGAUUGAGAGAAUUUGAAUCCAGUCAAGGAUGCUUUGCGAAGGGAGAUUGUUAAGCAUGGCCUUCGCUGAAUUGGAGGAGCUGGACUCCCCCGCACCUCAGAAGGCUUUUCAGAGUGCUUAUGGGCUGCCAAGAGCACCUGCCACCCUCAUGUCAGGCUCCACUAGACGCGCUCCACCUGUUCAUUGCAGUUCCCCUGAGGCGACAGAUAGCAUGGACAACAGGAGUGCUUCAGCGGAGCUGUACAUUUCUCCUCUGCAGUCCUUGAAACUUCAGAGAGCCCAUCCAGGCAGACAGAUCUCUCCAGAAAUAGAGAUCCCAGCUCAGGCUUGCUCGGGUGGUGAUUCCCCUUUCUUGGUUCCCUCCUUCUGUCAGAGCAUCUGCAAAAACUACAGCGACCUACACAUUGGAGGUGACCAGGUGUUGCCUCUCUCAGCUAAUGAUGGUGAGCUGAGGCUUUGCACUGAUGCCCAGCCUGCUGGCCCCUUUCUCCAGUCUUGCGAUGUCCCCUCAGCCGUGGAGGAUUCUCUCCCAGGGCAGACAUCUCAGGGUGGGCUUCAGCACACACUGAGGGGAGGCUCCAAUCGUUGGAGAUUGGGGAGUGGUCGUGAUCGGAGCUUUUUGUUCCAGGGGCGAGAGGGGCCAUUCUCCAACUCCCUUCUAAAUCACUACCUGGAGCAGAAGCUCCUGGAUCUGUACCAGCAAUAUAUGAUGGAAAACAUGGUGAGAGAAGACUCUCACCCACACUCCAUUUGCCCUCUGCUGGAGUCAGAGCUGGUCCUGACCAGCCUGGACCAGAUCACUUUGAAGUUGAGUCGAGAAGGGAACCUGGAUGCCAGCCUGGCCAAGGACAUGGUUGUGAGCUGCCUGCUGCGGGUGGCUGGUGACAUGCAGUCAAGUGAGCUCAGCACUCCUAUUCUGCAGAUUUCAAAUGAGGCAUCCAGGGAGCAGCUAACAGAGAAUAAGGAGGAGUAACCCCAGUGUCAAGAAACUCACUUUAGACAUGAUAAAAAUAAGAUGAAACUGAUGACUGCAUUUUAUUUUACUUUUUUGUUUUAAUAGCUGUUGAGAGGAUGUUGCAAUGUUCUGUAUAUAAUUAUUAAUUGCCAGGAGAAUGUGCUGUAUUUAUUUUUGUGCUUUCUUUAAUUAUUUUAUUUUAUAUAAUAAUACAAUUGUAAUAUGCAGUUAUGUAAUUGGCAUGUUUGUAUGUGAGGCAUGUGUGUGGCAUGUGUGUAUGUGCAUUUUUCAUUUUCUAAAGGAAAACAUAGACAGGACCUGAAAAUUGAAACUGCUCUUUCUCCUUUUUUUUCAAAUAACAUUCACUUCUAACAGAACACAUCAUGGCCUACUUAACUAUUGUUAACACACAUAUACUGCACAUAUGACUGCCAUAUCUUCAUCUGUUCUAAAUGUCUCUUUGUUGGUUAGAUGCAGGAGAACAUGGUGUCCCUGUCAUUUAGGUCACAAAAUAAUAUAAGAUAGACUGUUUAUUUCAACAGAAUAAACUUGUACUGCAAGUUUCAAAUCUAAUCAAAAAUGUGUUUUUGCUUUUUGUUACUUCACCUGGUUGUUUGACCUUCACCAUGUUGAAUGAUGGAUGUGCAGAGUCAGACCCUAGAAGGCUGUUUCCACAUUCAUCUCUUCUCUGUGCUCAACCUUAAAUAUGAAUUUAAAUUGUGCACAUAUGAUUUUGUCACAUCACAACUCGGAAGGCAAUCAUGGUUCAAUAUUCAGCUUACGAGAGUUUCAUGGAAGUGGAAGACAUCUUGUUUCCAGCUGUUAAACUUCUAAAAUUAAGAUGUAAUAGAUGUCAUUUAAUGUAAUGUAUUUAAAGAAUUUUUAACUAAAUAAUUGAACUUUUUUUGUGAAAAAAAACCCAAAACAUAUCAGACUCAAAUUGUUAAUAAAAGCAGAGUAAUUUUGUUCCUCUUAAAACAUGUGGGGAGUAGAUUUCUGAGCAGGGAUUAUAGUCAUGUCUAUUGGCUAUGUUGCUGAGAGGCACAGUACAAAGCUAAAUGCAGUCGAAUGAUCUCUCUGUCAUAAAAAUAGUAUAACAUCACUAUUAAAACAGCUUUUUAAAAUAAUGAAAUUGAUUUUUGACAUCCAUGGUCAUUUAUUUUUAUUUUUUAUGCUCCCACAAAUGAUGGAGGUCAUUUGUGACUUUCUGACAAUGUGUGCAGUUUAAUAAACAGUCACAAGGGGGAAGC